Molecule: messenger RNA, 3604 nt
Organism: Aspergillus steynii IBT 23096
Lineage: Eukaryota; Fungi; Ascomycota; Eurotiomycetes; Eurotiales; Aspergillaceae
Product: ubiquitin-conjugating enzyme E2
Exons: 7
Coding region: 217-3474 (1085 amino acids)
Source: RefSeq, a predicted model, not a curated record
GUCCGGCAAGCGGGAGAUUACGACAAGGCCUGGACUGGCCGGUGCAUGUGACAUCGCCCGGCCUGGGAGGUUCCUGGAGGUGAAUCGUCCAUCGAUGCCUUCAAUGCACUUAUAUUCACCUGCUGCCAUGCUGGACCAUGCACUUCAUCCUUCUUCCUCACCUUCGACUCUUGUCUUGGUGCCGUGUGCUUUGGCCCCGCGUGGCCCCGCGUUACCAUGGGGUCUACUAACAAUUCUGUAAAGUUUCAUCUAACUGAUCUUGUUCAAGUAAAGGGAAAGUCUCGUUUGCUGGGAACCGUUUCUUUGACUCACGACGAUAUUGAUGAUGACGAUAUACCGGUGGGAGAGCUCUUCAUACUAUCUCACACCGCAGUGCCUAGCGAGGAUCUCUUGGACUUUCUGAGAACAAAGAGGCCACCUUUUGGUUAUGUAUUCGUUCAUUUCAAGGACCCUAGUUAUGGAUACUCUCUGGUUCAUGAAGGCGACCUCGAACUUCUCGACCGACUUUUCGUGAUCGGCCAGCCAGUCAAGCGAGAUCUUUUGAGUCCCAUUAGUGGAACGAUCAUCAGCAUGUCGAUGAAAUGUAGCGUCGUACAGAUUGCCCAUCAACCGGUUAACCCUCGCACUGGAGACUACGGUCCGCUGCAGUUUCUGGAAGCGCCCAGGGGUCGUGCCGUCUGGCCAUCAACUCGUGACGGCGACCCUCCGCAAAUACACGACGUGCCCAUCUCAGAGCUUAUCCACUUCGAACCAUUCUCCGAAGAUGACUACAUCAUCUAUCGCCAGAAAUUGGGAAAGAUCCGGUCGGUCGAGCGCGAUGCGGUUAUGCUGCUCUCAAACCAGAAAGUCGCAUCAGUUAACGAUAUCGAUCGUGUCGAAAUCCCCCUUUUUAAUGACCCUCAAAACGUCGUGGGGAUGCCUGACAACCUUGAUCAGAUCCAUACGCAUCCUCUGCCUGAUGGCCGCUAUGUCUGGUCCGAUGAAGCGAGGCCGGCGGUUCCCGGCCAGUAUGUGCUCACGUCUGCUAACAAUAUGAGUCGACAUGACCUGGAAUCGGGUACAAACGUAGCUGUGGAACCAGAAGGCUACGUACUGGCCACGCCCGCAACGGGCUACACCAUCGAUUGGGUUUGUCCGAACGUUUUCGCCGUGGGCGUGCCUUUCAGCAGUCCCACCAGUGAGAGGUAUACGGCUGCCACAAUCCACGAACAAGCCGUGAAAUGCGACUUUGGCCAACUGCCUAAAGAUGCAUUGUCCAAUGAGAAGGCCGUCAGGACUGAUUUGUGGCAUCACGUUGGGAGCUCUGUUCGGUUUCGGGAUCCAGCAGAUGCAUGUCGGAAGUAUCCCAAGUACCAGCAUAUCCCAACUGAUGAGUCCUUCGGCUACGACCUGAAUAUUCUACGCACCAUGCGUACUAAGACAGAGGUCACUGUCCAGUGGCAGGACGGAAGCAUCACAACUGAGGAUUCCACAUGUCUACAUGCGUUCGAUCAAGCCGAAGAAGAGGUAUGGCCCGGAAACCUGGUUGUGCUGAUCGACGGGAUGGAGUCGAUCAGAGAGCCUCUUUCGCGUAGAGCCAUUCCCCUGCAUAUUACCGAGUCCGAAAUCACGGUGGAAAGCUUCCGGCUAAAGAACAUUGGUGUGGUCCAGACCGUUGAUGGCAGGGAGAGGGUAGCAUCCGUUCGCUGGUACGAAAACCCGAACGUCGUGCUGACGCAUGAUGGCGAGAUGAUCAAACCCGGCUCGUCCCUUGGAGUCCUCGGCUCGGCCGUGACAGAGGUAUCUUUCUACGAGAUUGUUCGCUACUCCUGCUUGGAGUUGUCUCUUGGCGACAGGGUGCUUCUGGUCCCCGACACGGUUCACGAGGCAACACUCCCACAGUCUAGCUUGGAUCCAAUCCCCCAGGAUGCGGGCCCAUGUCAAAUGAGCUUCCUUGCCCCAAGCACCUUCUUUGAGACCCUUCUUUACCUCGAGGCCAUGAAGAUGAGCAUCGUGGGCACGGAGUGGUUUAAGAAUUCAAUCACCAUCGAUAAGUCUCCAGUCCCUUCUCGAUUCAGCCUUCGGUACACUGAAUUCAACGUCAACACGCCCGCAAAUUUCUUCGGACAGGUUGUCGCCAUGGAUAUCGACGGGACCAUCACGGUUCGGCUUGCAGCGACGAACAAUUGCCGUGAUAUCCGUAUCUCGCUGGAGAGGCUCAUGCUGCUGAUUGACGAAGAUGGGAUUGAACACUUCCCAUCCCUCGAUCUGUUUGCCCCGUCAUGGGCCACUAGUACAACACCGUUGAAUCAACGUAGUGUACUGGAUGAGCUGUCAUGGAAUUUUGAUAAUCCACCGACCGAUCAUCGUGAUAGCAACGGAAUGGAGGAUGAUUGGUUCACAGCGUCUGAUACCGAGACAGAUGAGAAUGUAGUGAUCGACGACCCUGACGAAGACAACGAAGGCUAUCAUGAAAUUCGCGAACUCAAUGGCAAUCGUUUUGAGGCAGCCGCAGUGUCUGAUAUUCCUCCUCCUGAGCCUGAAACCGAUGAUUCCGAAGAUUUCGCCCUAACUGAGACAUCCUCAGUGCAAGGGGGAUCUACAACUUCGUCCUCUUCGGCGGCAGAUUGCCCUCCAUCGUUCGCUCUGUUAGAAGGACCGCCACCCUCUGACCAUCAUUUUCUAGGCAGGGAGCAGAACUGCCGCUCCGGACCCCUUGCCAAACGUAUUCACAAAGAAUAUGAGAUACUCCGCUCGUCACUACCCUCUGGGAUCUUUGUGCGGGCGUGGGAAUCGAGGAUUGACCUCAUGCGGGUUUUGAUAAUUGGGCCCCAAGGAACACCGUACGAGUAUGCGCCAUUUGUGUUUGACCUCUACUUCUCCAAAGACUUCCCAAACUCGCCUCCGCUCGGCUUCUUUCACUCGUGGACGUACAGUGCCGGAAAGGUCAACCCGAAUUUGUAUGAAGACGGAACGAUCUGCCUUAGUAUUCUGGGGACGUGGACAGCCCAGAAUCCGGAGGAAGGCUGGUCGGCCGCCAAGUCCACCGUCUUGCAAGUUCUCGUUUCUCUUUUGGGACUUGUGCUGGUGAAGACACCUUUUUACAAUGAAGCCGGAUACGAAGCCUUUGCGGAAGAAGGUAAUAAGCAACUCGAAUCUGCCCUGUACACGGAGAAGGCGUUCUUACUGGCCCGCAUGUUUAUCGAGCAUGCGCUUGAGGAAUCUGUUGGGGGUUUGGAGGAUGUUCUGACCUGGCACUACCUUCCCUCGACUCGAGCAGGGGACGAGCGCCCACGAUUGUUGCGUCGGGCUAUCGAUACAGCUUUGGAAAUGAUCGAUCAUCAUAACCGUACGGCCGCCGGUGAUGAUCUUGACGAAACCAACGUGGCAUCGGCCUUUGUAAAGCGCCUCAGUCUUGGGGCUGUGGUCAUGCUGCGGAAGCACAUUACUGCUUUUGAACGUAUUGAAGCCAAGAAUACUCGAACUGGCUCCUAGAUUUUGAAUACUUUACGGCUGGAAGCACAAUAGCAUCUGGAUUAAUUCCUGGAUAUAUGGAAACGUGCGAUAUGCAGGCAUUUUGUACCUUGUACCUAGCUUGGCUUCUAGCUUGAAUAACUUGAAUAAC